AAAAAGUUCUUCUCUAAAGAAUCUCAUUUCUGCUUCACAAAUCGAAUCUGAUUUUGUUGCUGUACUUGAAGUUCUGUUUUCGUAUGCGAUCCCAAGUAGCAAUAAUUUCUACUUCUGUUUCGUUUCUUAUUUUUCCAUCGUCAUCUCAAAGCUUUCGCAGAUUCCUUGAGUGGCUUCGGCCACUGUCCUGAAUUUAUACUCUCCUUGGAGCUUUAUGUGCCUCCAGUUCCACCAUCGGAAACCCUAGCGAGGUAGUUUUCUUGUCACAGCGACGCUCUUGAAUCGUCGAAUUCCCGAUGGCAUUGUGGUGGUCCGUUCUUGUUUUGGCAUUCGCUUAUGCCAUCUGCAGGUUCCUCUUCAUGCUCAUUCCUCCCAAAGUUCCUUCCAUUGACGUCGAUGCUUCCGAUGUGUUGGAUGAUGGAAAUCAGGCGCAGGAGAACAGCUUUAUAUAUGUACCUCCGAGGGGACAAGCACAGCAAUCAGGCAGGAAAGUCCAAUGCUAUGAACCUGCUACAAUGAAAUACUUAGGAUAUGUUCCAGCGCUGACACCUACUGAGGUCAAGGAGCAGGUGUCCAAGGUGAGGAAGGCACAGAAAAUGUGGGCAAAAACCAGCUUCAAGCAAAGACGUCAGUUUUUGCGUAUACUCUUGCAGUAUAUAAUCAGACAUCAAGCACUUAUAUGCGAAAUAUCUUCACGUGAUACUGGAAAGACAAUGGUCGAUGCUUCUUUAGGAGAAAUAAUGACAACAUGUGAGAAGAUCAAUUGGCUACUGUCCGAGGGUGAGAAGUGGCUAAAACCUGAAUACCGAUCUUCUGGAUGGUCAAUGCUUCAUAAAAGAGCUAGAGUUGAAUUUCACCCCCUUGGUGUUAUUGGUGCCAUUGUUUCAUGGAACUAUCCUUUUCACAACAUUUUCAAUCCUAUGCUGGCAGCACUCUUUUCUGGAAAUGGCAUUGUGAUUAAGAUUUCAGAACAUGCAAGUUGGUCUGGAUGCUUUUAUUUCCGAAUCAUCCAAUCAGCCCUUGCUGCCAUAGGUGCUCCAGAGGAUCUUGUUGAGGUUAUAACAGGGUUUGCAGAAACGGGAGAAGCAUUGGUCUCAUCUGUGGAUAAAGUUAUAUUUGUCGGAUCACCUGGUGUUGGUAAGAUGAUAAUGAGAAAUGCUGCCGACACACUUAUACCAGUAACUCUAGAGCUUGGUGGAAAAGAUGCAUUUAUUGUGUGUGAAGAUGUAGAUGUGGACCAUGUUGCACAAAUUGCUGUCAGAGCUGUCCUGCAGUCAAGCGGACAAAAUUGUGCUGGGGCUGAGCGAUUUUAUGUCCACAGGGAUGUCUACUCAUCUUUUGUCAGUAAAGUGUCCAAAAUCAUAAAGUCCGUUGCAUCUGGGCCACCGCUUGCUGGAAAGUAUGAUAUGGGAGCUCUAUGCAUGCAUGAGCAUUCUGAAAGGCUUGAAACCCUUGUUAAUGAUGCUCAAGACAAAGGAGCUGAAAUUGUUGCCCGAGGAAGUUUUGGCCAUAUUGGUGAAGAUGCAGUUGAUCAGUUUUUCCCUCCGACUGUGAUUGUGAAUGUGAAUCAUUCAAUGAGAUUGAUGCAAGAAGAGGCAUUUGGACCAAUCAUGCCAAUAAUGAAAUUUAGCUCUGAUGAGGAGGCUGUCAAGCUCGCAAAUGAUUCAAAAUAUGGGCUUGGCUGUGCUGUUUUCUCAGGCAGUCAGGCCCGGGCUAGAGAGAUAGCUUCGCAGAUACAUUGUGGAGUGGCUGCAGUUAACGAUUUUGCUGCAACAUACAUGUGUCAGUCCCUGCCAUUUGGAGGUGUGAAACAUAGCGGAUUUGGAAGAUUUGCUGGUGUGGAGGGAUUGCGAGCUUGCUGCCUUGUAAAAUCAGUUGUGGAGGAUCGAUGGUGGCCAUUUAUCAAAACCAAGAUACCCAAGCCUAUCCAGUACCCCGUUGCAGAGAAUGGAUUUGAAUUUCAAGAGUCCCUUGUUGAAGCACUUUAUGGUCUUAACAUGUGGGACCGUUUGCGAGCACUGGUGAACGUUUUAAAAAUGCUUACUGAGCAAAACUCUCCCAGUAGCAGUAAGAAAUUGAAGGAUUGACUGUUUUAGGUGGGGUAACAUGUUAAUGAAAUGCUAUUUUCAUUUUCAAAUAACCGUGGGCUUUUGACUUAGUAGUUUUUACCCGGAACUGCGAAUUUAGUCACUGUAAAUGUCCUUGGCUCUGCCAUUUUUAUCGAGCAUGUUUGCUGUUUCUUGUGGUCGAGUUUCCUGAUGGAUGUUAGCAGGAUCCUUCAUGUCACUUGGCAUGUUAAUGAAAAUCGAGAAAACUUGCUAUGAAAA
This is a messenger RNA of Prosopis cineraria, 2327 nucleotides long. RefSeq names its product aldehyde dehydrogenase 22A1. Gene Ontology annotation, molecular function: aldehyde dehydrogenase (NAD+) activity. Lineage: Eukaryota; Viridiplantae; Streptophyta; Magnoliopsida; Fabales; Fabaceae. Bases 297 to 2087 code for a protein of 596 amino acids. The transcript is spliced from 14 exons. The record is from RefSeq and is a predicted model, not a curated record.